Branchiostoma floridae (Florida lancelet) is the source of this 1139-nucleotide messenger RNA. RefSeq lists its product as uncharacterized. Lineage: Eukaryota; Metazoa; Chordata; Leptocardii; Amphioxiformes; Branchiostomatidae. The record is from RefSeq and is a predicted model, not a curated record. The transcript has 5 exons. The coding region runs from base 34 to 462 and encodes 142 amino acids.
CUGAGUACCAAGGAACCAAGGAGGUCAGAGAGGAUGGCGUCCAGUCAAGCCAGCAUUUCUUUCGUGUCUGAGCCCAGAAUAUACAGCAGUGGUGAUGAUCAGUUCAACAGGGGAAUACAGCAGGUUGCACAGUCUGUAGAGGAGGGUGGUGGUGAUGGUUACAAUUACCAGGACAACAAGGUCACCAUUGACAACCUGAACAAACAGCUGGUCACUAUGGAGGAACAGCUUAACAAGAACAGCAUGAGAGCCCAUAUGCUGAACUGUGAACUGGCCAUGCAGUUUGACCCUGUUACCAUCAGUGCCCUGAACCAGUGCCAGGAGAGCUGUGAGAGGUGUGAGGGUAUCCUGACUGAGACAGCCCAGGCCCCCACCUUACAGGUACACAUCGAGAACGAAGUGGACAUACCACAGCAGGACCUUAUGGAGGUGGUUGUCAAUCCUGACAAGUUGUCACCUUAGAUCAUCUUCAAAUUGGCCUAUUUGUCAUGGCUGUAAGGUGAUGUAGUACUUUAUUCACUUGACAUCAUCACUACAACAUAGGUCCUGGCCAUGAUACCUAGAGUUCAUGAUGCCAUAGAAAGAUCACGACAGUAACUGGAGAAUAUCCAUUCCCCGAAAAAUGGCAAUUUUGUGGCAUGAUGUUGAAUUGUCCUUUAACUAGUGCCAAGGAACCUUGCCUUACUGGUGUAUAGAUACAGUGACCAUGUUGCUAUUACAUAAUUGCUCAGUUACUAUAGCAACAUACCUGCAAAUGGCAUGUAGGGUGUCUUUCGGCUUUGGUUAGAUUACUAUUACCGUUGGGACGGCUGCCAGGAGCAUGAUUUAUCAGGCUAAUAAAAGUACCAGCUGAAUGAACAAGAACAACUUCAAUGUUUUGGGAUGGACAAUGAAGAAUAGUGGUAAAGAAUACAUCUCUUCUUAAAAAUGAGAAAAAGUGCUGAAGUUUCAGCUUGUUAAAGUGACCAUUAAUGUGCUGUGAUAAGAUAUACCCUUCCAACCAGAAGUUAUCUUGGUUCUACUACUUGUUAAUGUAUAAUUGUCCUGUAUAAUGGAACCCUAACUAUUGGAGCUGCUGUUGUAAGUUAACUUUCCUUGAACUUCUGCUAUUGAACUAAAAUAAAAUACACCUGUAUUCA